AGCUCGGAGGACAACAGGUCGCAUCUUUACAAACAAACAGGAAAACUGAGGAAAAAUGAGUCGCGAGCUGAGCGAAGAGGAGCUGCUGGGCUUGUACGCGUGGAUAGACCGGAUACCGCUGGCCCGGCCGAAGAGACACAUCACACGGGACUUCAGCGACGGAGUGAUGGCUGCGGAGAUUGUGAAAUAUUUCUUCCCAAAGCUCGUUGACCUUCACAACUAUAUUCCUGCAAACUCCACACCACAGAAGCUCAGCAACUGGAGCCUCCUCAACAGGAAGGUGUUUUCCAAGCUGAACUUUCAUUUGCCUGAAGACACAGUGAAUAGGAUUGCACUGAGCACUGCGGGAGCGAUAGAGCCGGUGCUGAGCGCCCUGAGGGAGAAGAUAGACAAGAAACUGGAGCAGACUGCAGACAACAUACUGGUUUGUACUGAUUUGGAAUAUUUUGACCCCAGGAAACAUCACGAGAGACUUCCUGCAGAAAUUUGUCAGACUGAAGCGGCUCAGCUGAGAGGAGAGGAGAUGAAAAAAGAUGAUAGGAGAAGAACAAGGAACGGUAACCCGCAGCCCACAGCACAGUUUGACACAGACAUGGACCCAAGGUUCAGAAUAAUCCUGCAGGAAAAAGAGCAAACUGUCACUGCUUUGCAGGAGACUGUGGAGAUCUUGCAGAUGAAAAUGAGCAGGUUGGAGCAUCUGGUUCACUUGAAGGACAUGCGUAUUGAAGAACUAACACGGCAUCUGGAGACGUACAAAGCCAACGGCAAUCCACGCUGACGAAUCCACACACUGCAGAAUUUGUAAUAAUAACUUGUAGACAUAAUCUUGUAACACAAACUCUUCUAUUGUUAAAGGUAAACGAGUAGAUUAUGGUAACCGAUAUAGUCUUAUUGUAACUGACCGCUUACUUGUUAGUUUAUGCAGUUUGUUUGUGAUGAUGUAUUAUCUGUGUUGGGUUUAUUUUGUUAUUCUUAUUCUCCCAUGUAUGUAUUAAUUUGGCGACUCACCCCUCAUAAUUGCCUGUAGCUUUCGCGGAGGGGACAGAUAUUAUCGCAGGAUAAAUCACUUGCUCCCGGAUAAUUAGAGACUUCCUGUUUGAGCUUGAUAAAACACCUGCUGCACAUCAGCGUCUCGACGAUUAACCUGUCAAACAUCUCAUGUUUUAAAAGCUUUGUUCAAUAUUUAUUCAUGUAUUUAAUAUCCAUGAUAUAGGAAUUGUAGUUAUUGGCUUUGAUGUUUAGAUAUUUUUAAUAGUUGUAUUUUAUUAUUAUUAAAUGAUUAUCAUGUACUUCAUGUUAGUAUUGAAUAUGAAUUUACAUUUUGUAUAUGUCGUCCUAGUUUCAUGGUGUUUCUACGGUGCCAUGUUUGAAUUGUGUCAUUAAGAGAGAGGCGGUGGAUUAGUGGCAGAAACUUGGACUAUGGGCAGAAAAGGUCUCUGGUUCGUCUCCACGGAGAAACAACAAAAAGUCGAACAUGGAUUGAUCUGUCCAAAAAUCCAAGGGGAUUCUCCCUACCCUGUCUAGUGCCCCUGAGCAAGGCACCUUCAACAUCUGCUCCCCGGGCGCCGUACAUGGUCGCUCACUGCUCUGUGUGUCCUGCACCAGAUGGGUCAAAAGCAGAGAUUAAAUUUCCCUACCUGAGAUGAGUGUGCCUGUGCAUGUCUGUGCAUGUGUUUGGGACUAAUAAAUGCAUCUAAUCUAAUGUUAAUCUUAAGAGCCGUGAAGCAUCAGUCUGGGACUCUCUGCGUCUUGCUUUGCCAGCCAGGGGCUGUUACACCUAUUAUUGAAACGUGUUGAAAUGCAUCGGAUUAGUGUUUUCUUUUUUUAAUAAAAUUUUUCUCUAAAAUAGAAGUAUUUCCAUAGACCUGCAUCUGUAGCUGAGUCCCUGUGUUAAACAGGUUUGUUGAAUCUGAAUGAUGUUCUGCUGUAAAUGUUUGAUUAUCCUGUUUAUGAAGCAUCUUAAUAAGUUGUUGCCUCUGUGUGAGCAGCAUG
Molecule: messenger RNA, 1992 nt
Organism: Pleuronectes platessa (European plaice)
Lineage: Eukaryota; Metazoa; Chordata; Actinopteri; Pleuronectiformes; Pleuronectidae
Gene: spef1
Product: sperm flagellar 1
Exons: 7
Coding region: 56-778 (240 amino acids)
Biological process (GO): regulation of cytoskeleton organization
Cellular component (GO): axoneme
Molecular function (GO): microtubule binding
Source: RefSeq, a predicted model, not a curated record